AUGAUCUCUCCCUUCAGUAGCGCAACUCGGUCAGGUAGGUAUCGCCUUUAUGUUGGUUCAUUCCUCACGUAUUCAAGUAAUCCUGAAGAGAUUACAUCAAUACUACCUGGUGGUGCUCCGACCGCUGGUACUAUUGCGACUCACCGUGGUCAGGUCUCCACACAUAGUUUGGCCCUUGCUGGAAUUAUUGGAGGGACUACUCUUGGGAUUUGGGCCGUCUGGCUAUUGGUCGUCCGCAUACGCAAACUCAAACUCAAAGCGAAUGUCGCAUCCGCUGGGACCUCUGAAUCCUCACCUCUCCUAGUCCGAUAUCAAGCACCAAUUGAGCUUCAGACUUCUUCUGCCACGUUAGAAAAUGACGUAUUACUUUGUUCCGUCUGCGCAAAGCUGGAUUUUUACAGGAUAUUCCUUUAUGGCAUCCAUGAACUGGAGGCGAUUCCACUCGGUUCACUCUCAUCUAUCUUGGAAAAAUCUUACCAAUGCAGUUUCUGCCGCCUAAUAUCAUUGUAUAUCCGUCGAACACGGAUUACGGAGAACUUUCCUCACAUCGAUCUCUCAGAGAUUGAAUGUAGCAUGCACACGAUAGUUUGCGGUGCACUUCGAAGGGGACCUUAUCCCCCACUCCGUUAUGGCCGCCGCCUCCAUAUCACUGGGAACGGCCUUUGGCAGACCCAUCCUGCUUUCAGCGCAGCGGGUUCGCUAAUAAUUCACCUCAUGCAAGAAGAUGCUUUCAAGUUUGGGAGACCGGUCGAUCUUCACGGUCGCAGGGUGAAGAAUGCGGUGGAUAUCGGUCUGGUGAAGAAGUGGAUUAAGUUGUGUCAGGAGAACCAUAGAGAUAAAUGUCGGAAUGUUUGGAGAGUGGACAGGAACCUGCCGGGGUUUGUGAGAGUGGUGGACGUAGUAUCGAUGGCCGUGAUCCCUGCACCUUCUGGCUGUCGUUACGUCGCCCUCAGUUACGUGUGGGGAGGCAACGGCGCAGACUAUUGGACGACGAAGGAUAAUAUAGCAAAGCGCUCCAUGCCUAGCGGAUUGGACGCGGCAAACCUCCCUGACACCAUCACAGACUCGAUUUCAUUCGUUCGACAGCUUGGUGAACGUUACAUAUGGAUCGACGCUCUAUGCAUCACUCAAGAUGAUUCACAGGACAAGGCCAUUCAGCUGCAUGCUAUGGAUUUGGUCUAUGGUCUGUCUUAUUUCACGUUAAUUGCUGCUGGUGGCAAGACAGUCCGAGACCCUCUCCCAGGAUACCGUCCACGAACUAGAACACCACAAACACAUAUCGAAGUCAUUCAAGGACUUCAUCUCUUUGUGACUCUUCCAACACAUGAGAAGGCUCUGGCACUGUCCGCUUGGAUCACGCGUUGUUGGACCUAUCAAGAGAGCGCGCUGUCUUGCCGAAGGAUUUACUUCACUGAGAAGCAGGUCUACUUUGAAUGCCAGUGUCAGGUCUUCCGUGAAGAUAUUGUCGCGGAAAGUAAGGCCGACUUCUCCAGCAGUUUUGUAAGGUAUCCACGGGGAGAAUAUUUCCCAUCCUCAACUGACUCCUUCAUGAGUUACGAGUCUGCCGUUGGGAAAUAUACACGACGCAAUCUCACCGUCGAAUCAGACAUUGUCGAUGCUCUCACUGGAGUGACAAAUGCUUUGGUGGUAGCAUUUGGACUGGGUGACCCCGCCAGAGCUUUUCAAUAUGGAAUGAUGUUGACGGAACUGCAUCAUGCGCUUCUCUGGCAACACGAUCCACAUACACCUCGUGCUCGUCGUUUGCUUGCUGAAGGAGGCGGCUCAUCUUGGCCUUCUUGGGCAUGGGCGACGUGGCGUGGUGCUGUUAUCUACACAUCGGAGGACGUGUAUAGGCAGACUCGGGUUACCAGUCGUCGCGGCCAGACGUCGGUGGAUGAGACGCUUAUUGAUGCUUGGUACAUCGUGGACCACGGUGGCGAUAUAGUGCCGCUCGAUGUUCGGAGGGUUUCACGGGUUUAUUGGAUAGAUGAAGAGCAGCCCCCAUAUUCCUCUCCGGGAGGGAUUUUGGAUCCAACAGAGAUACCACUGGAUAUUCAUCGACCGCUAAAACCAGGCACCCUCAUUUUCCGCACGACUUCCAGCGACUUUGACAUUACAAGGCGAGGUGGUGAAUCAAACGGGGAAUCAAGUGCCGCCGACCACUAUGGUCUCUUUAAUAUUAUCUCCACCACGUCUUCCCCUCCCACUUGGGUUGGUACUGUCAUUUUGCCAUUGAUCCCUGUCCCGCCAACUUCUAUCGAGUUCAUCGUGCUUUCCCGUUGUGAUGGUGUGGACGGCGUCUGCGAUCUCGAGCGUUACCGCGAGAACGAGGGCUUAAUGGAACGUGUUGGAUUGGGCAUCAUUCAUAUCGGUGCCUGGGUUGCUUCAACACCGAAGGAGAAGGUGGUGUUUCUCCGAUAA
Messenger RNA from Suillus subaureus, 2421 nucleotides. Its product is annotated as heterokaryon incompatibility protein-domain-containing protein. Bases 1 to 2421 code for a protein of 806 amino acids. The record is from RefSeq and is a predicted model, not a curated record. The transcript is spliced from 3 exons. NCBI's taxonomy places the organism in Eukaryota, Fungi, Basidiomycota, Agaricomycetes, Boletales, Suillaceae.